Gorilla gorilla gorilla (western lowland gorilla) is the source of this 3345-nucleotide messenger RNA. It is a transcript of the gene GABBR2, whose product is annotated as gamma-aminobutyric acid type B receptor subunit 2. The record is from RefSeq and is a predicted model, not a curated record. Gene Ontology annotation, cellular component: membrane; G protein-coupled receptor heterodimeric complex. Gene Ontology annotation, molecular function: G protein-coupled GABA receptor activity. Bases 197 to 3022 code for a protein of 941 amino acids. The transcript has 19 exons. Lineage: Eukaryota; Metazoa; Chordata; Mammalia; Primates; Hominidae. Gene Ontology annotation, biological process: G protein-coupled receptor signaling pathway; gamma-aminobutyric acid signaling pathway.
UGAUCCGUCACGGGCGCCGCCGCUGCCGCCGCCGCCGCGGCCGUUCUGAGCCGAGCCGGAACCCUAGCCCGAGACGGAGCCGGGGCCCGGGCCGGCGCCAUUGCGCGGGCGCCGCGGGAAGACCUUGGCGCGGGGCGGCGGGCCGGGCCAGGCCAUGCGGGCCGAGUGAGCCGGCGCCCGCAGCCCGCGGCGCGGCAUGGCUUCCCCGCGGAGCUCCGGGCAGCCCGGGCCGCCGCCGCCGCCGCCACCGCCGCCCGCGCGCCUGCUACUGCUACUGCUGCUGCCGCUGCUGCUGCCUCUGGCACCCGGGGCCUGGGGCUGGGCGCGGGGCGCCCCCCGGCCGCCGCCCAGCAGCCCGCCGCUCUCCAUCAUGGGCCUCAUGCCGCUCACCAAGGAGGUGGCCAAGGGCAGCAUCGGGCGCGGUGUGCUCCCCGCCGUGGAACUGGCCAUCGAGCAGAUCCGCAACGAGUCACUCCUGCGCCCCUACUUCCUCGACCUGCGGCUCUAUGACACCGAGUGCGACAAUGCAAAAGGGUUGAAAGCCUUCUACGAUGCAAUAAAAUACGGGCCGAACCACUUGAUGGUGUUUGGAGGCGUCUGUCCAUCCGUCACGUCCAUCAUUGCAGAGUCCCUCCAAGGCUGGAAUCUGGUGCAGCUUUCUUUUGCUGCAACCACGCCUGUUCUAGCCGAUAAGAAAAAAUACCCUUAUUUCUUUCGGACCGUCCCAUCAGACAAUGCGGUGAAUCCAGCCAUUCUGAAGUUGCUCAAGCACUACCAGUGGAAGCGCGUGGGCACGUUGACGCAAGACGUUCAGAGGUUCUCUGAGGUGCGGAAUGACCUGACUGGAGUUCUGUAUGGCGAGGACAUUGAGAUUUCAGACACCGAGAGCUUCUCCAACGAUCCCUGUACCAGUGUCAAAAAGCUGAAGGGGAAUGAUGUGCGGAUCAUCCUUGGCCAGUUUGACCAGAAUAUGGCAGCAAAAGUGUUCUGUUGUGCAUACGAGGAGAACAUGUAUGGUAGUAAAUAUCAGUGGAUCAUCCCGGGCUGGUACGAGCCUUCUUGGUGGGAGCAGGUGCACACGGAAGCCAACUCAUCCCGCUGCCUCCGGAAGAAUCUGCUUGCUGCCAUGGAGGGCUACAUUGGCGUGGAUUUCGAGCCCCUGAGCUCCAAGCAGAUCAAGACCAUCUCAGGAAAGACUCCACAGCAGUAUGAGAGAGAGUACAACAACAAGCGGUCAGGCGUGGGGCCCAGCAAGUUCCACGGGUACGCCUACGAUGGCAUCUGGGUCAUCGCCAAGACACUGCAGAGGGCCAUGGAGACACUGCACGCCAGCAGCCGGCACCAGCGGAUCCAGGACUUCAACUACACGGACCACACGCUGGGCAGGAUCAUCCUUAAUGCCAUGAACGAGACCAACUUCUUUGGGGUCACGGGUCAAGUUGUAUUCCGGAACGGGGAGAGAAUGGGGACCAUUAAAUUUACUCAAUUUCAAGACAGCAGGGAGGUGAAGGUGGGAGAGUACAACGCUGUGGCCGACACACUGGAGAUCAUCAAUGACACCAUCAGGUUCCAAGGAUCCGAACCACCAAAAGACAAGACCAUCAUCCUGGAGCAGCUGCGGAAGAUCUCCCUACCUCUCUACAGCAUCCUCUCUGCCCUCACCAUCCUCGGGAUGAUCAUGGCCAGUGCUUUUCUCUUCUUCAACAUCAAGAACCGGAAUCAGAAGCUGAUAAAGAUGUCGAGUCCAUACAUGAACAACCUUAUCAUCCUUGGAGGGAUGCUCUCCUAUGCUUCCAUAUUUCUCUUUGGCCUUGAUGGAUCCUUUGUCUCUGAAAAGACCUUUGAAACACUUUGCACCGUCAGGACCUGGAUUCUCACCGUGGGCUACACGACUGCUUUUGGGGCCAUGUUUGCAAAGACCUGGAGAGUCCACGCCAUCUUCAAAAAUGUGAAAAUGAAGAAGAAGAUCAUCAAGGACCAGAAACUGCUUGUGAUCGUGGGGGGCAUGCUGCUGAUCGACCUGUGUAUACUGAUCUGCUGGCAGGCUGUGGACCCCCUGCGAAGGACAGUGGAGAAGUACAGCAUGGAGCCGGACCCAGCAGGACGGGAUAUCUCCAUCCGCCCUCUUCUGGAGCACUGUGAGAACACCCAUAUGACCAUCUGGCUUGGCAUCGUCUAUGCCUACAAGGGACUUCUCAUGUUGUUCGGUUGUUUCUUAGCUUGGGAAACCCGCAACGUCAGCAUCCCCGCACUCAACGACAGCAAGUACAUCGGGAUGAGUGUCUACAACGUGGGGAUCAUGUGCAUCAUCGGGGCCGCUGUCUCCUUCCUGACCCGGGACCAGCCCAAUGUGCAGUUCUGCAUCGUGGCUCUGGUCAUCAUCUUCUGCAGCACCAUCACCCUCUGCCUGGUAUUCGUGCCGAAGCUCAUCACCCUGAGAACAAACCCAGAUGCAGCAACGCAGAACAGGCGAUUCCAGUUCACUCAGAAUCAGAAGAAAGAAGAUUCUAAAACGUCCACCUCGGUCACCAGUGUGAACCAAGCCAGCACAUCCCGCCUGGAGGGCCUACAGUCAGAAAACCAUCGCCUGCGAAUGAAGAUCACAGAGCUGGAUAAAGACUUGGAAGAGGUCACCAUGCAGCUGCAGGACACACCAGAAAAGACCACCUACAUUAAACAGAACCACUACCAAGAGCUCAAUGACAUCCUCAACCUGGGAAACUUCACUGAGAGCACAGAUGGAGGAAAGGCCAUUUUAAAAAAUCACCUCGAUCAAAAUCCCCAGCUACAGUGGAACACAACAGAGCCCUCUCGAACAUGCAAAGAUCCUAUAGAAGAUAUAAACUCUCCAGAACACAUCCAGCGUCGGCUGUCCCUCCAGCUCCCCAUCCUCCACCACGCCUACCUCCCAUCCAUCGGAGGCGUGGACGCCAGCUGUGUCAGCCCCUGCGUCAGCCCCACCGCCAGCCCCCGCCACAGACAUGUGCCACCCUCCUUCCGAGUCAUGGUCUCGGGCCUGUAAGGGUGGGAGGCCUGGGCCCGGGGCCUCCCCCGUGACAGAACCACACUGGGCAGAGGGGUCUGCUGCAGAAACACUGUCGGCUCUGGCUGCGGAGAAGCUGGGCACCAUGGCUGGCCUCUCAGGACCACUCGGAUGGCACUCAGGUGGACAGGACGGGGCAGGGGGAGACUUGGCACCUGACCUCGAGCCUUAUUUGUGAAGUCCUUAUUUCUUCACAAAGAAGAGGAACGGAAAUGGGACUUCUUCCUUAACAUCUGCAAACAAGGAGGCGCUGGGAUAUCAAACUUGCAAAAAAAAAAAAAAAAAAAAAAAAACUAGACAAA